Messenger RNA from Talpa occidentalis (Iberian mole), 2154 nucleotides. RefSeq names its product serine protease FAM111A-like. Bases 1 to 1890 code for a protein of 629 amino acids. The record is from RefSeq and is a predicted model, not a curated record. NCBI's taxonomy places the organism in Eukaryota, Metazoa, Chordata, Mammalia, Eulipotyphla, Talpidae. The transcript has 4 exons.
AUGAUCCCAGCUGAAGGUCCCACCACUAGGACAGUGAAGGUAACUUUGGCGAGCUUUGGAGACCACAGGGCAUAUGAGGUUGGCAAAACCCAGCAGAAUGAUCCCAGUCUUCCACAAACAUCCUCUGAAAAAUGUCCAGAAGACAAAACUAACCUCCAGGCUGAAGGUCCCACCACUAGGACAGUGAAGGUUGGCAAAACCCAGCAGAAUGAUCCCAGUCUUCCACAAACAUCCUCUGAAAAAUGUCCAGAAGACAAAACUAACCUCCAGGCUGAAGGUCCCACCACUAGGACACUGAAGGUGUCUUUGGCGAGCUGUGGAGACGGCAGGGCACAUGAGGUCAGAGGCAGUUGGAGAGCUAGCUUGUACGAGGUGCUCACCAAUGAGAGUGAGGAUUUAAAAAAAAAGAUUGAUUCCCAGAAAGGCAAAGAGAUUCUGAUACAAGGCAUAAAAGGCAUUGAUGCGGCCAUCAACCCAGGGAUGCCCCUGAGUUGUUUGCCUGAAAACUGCCAUGUGGAAAUUACAUUUGUCAAAAGUAAAAGUAAGCAUAAGAAAGAGAAUCAGAUAUUUGGCCGAUUUGACCACGGGUCAGGCGAGUGUGUCAAGUUUUAUAUUCAUGCCAUCGGGAAGGAGAGAAAAAAGAUCGUGAAAUUCCCCGGACUUCACAGAAAGGGUGGCAAACUCUGCAUCUACGCUUUCAAAGGAGAAACCAUCAGGCAGGCCUUGUGCAAGGAUGGCAGAUUGCUUCCUUUUCUGAAGGAUCAUGGCUGGAAACUCAUUGAAAAUGCCGACACCAUUUUAGAAAGCACACAGCUGGUGGAUGACAUAGAGGAAAGGGUCUUUGAGGUGGAGUUUGAGAAAAGGCUCACGAGGGCUAACGCGACUGAGAACGCUGAGCCACAGAACAGGAACACCACUCUAUUGAAUGAAGCACUUGUGGAGCAGUACCCCAUUUUGAGAACGGAAAGUCAGAAAAUGAUAGCUUAUUUAAGGAAAGAUGAGGAAAACUCAAAGGCUUUUUACAAAGUUUGUAAAACAAAUUUUGGGAAAGAGAGAAAGAGCUUUACUACGGGCGCAGUCAUAAAGCUUGUUCAUCCUCUCCUUGACUCAGUUGGGUUCAUGGAAUGGGACAACAACGGGAGAAGAGGUCAUGCCUCCUGUUUUGUUUUCAAAUGGCCGUACAUUUUCACUUCCCAGCAUGUAUUGCGUAUGCUUGUGGGAGAAGGAAUAGAGGUCCGUGACUGGAACAGCAUAAUUAGUCGAAGUGCAAAGGUGACUUUCAAUUAUUACAAGACCACAAUUCAAGAAAAUGACUGCUUUUACAUUGAUCCAUCAUUUUUGAAAUCUGAUGCAACUCUUGAUUAUGCAGUUCUGAAACUGAAGGAGAAUGCACAAGUCAUUUCUCCAGGAUUAUGUGAUAAAUUUAAUUCUACACCACCUAAUGGGUUGGUAUAUAUCAUCGGCCACCCAGAUGGAAAUGCGAAAGAAAUUGAUCACUGUUUUGUGAUCCCCCUGAGUCAGCGAGAAGAAAAAUGUGAACAACGUGUCAAAAACGGCGGCCCAUUUGUCCACAUGUACACUAGAAAGAGUUUCCAGGGAAUAGUUAACAACCCCAACGUGAUUACCUAUGACACCUUCUUUUACUUUGGUUCUUCUGGCUCCCCAGUAUUUGAUUCAAGUGGUGCGUUGGUAGCCAUUCAUAAUGCUGGCUUUGCUUUUAUAGAUGAAAGAGGGAUGAAUAGUAUCAUUGAGUUUGGCUCAUCUAUGAUAUCCAUCCUCUGUGAUAUUUAUCAUUGUGAAGAUGGACGACAAUGGUUUGAUGAAAUAAAGGUAGAUCUUUCUGAAUACUUACCAAAGGAUGUAGAAAUGGUGAGCGAAGAAGAGGAUUGAGGAUGGCAUUUUUGGAAUAAUAUCAAAUUACACCUUGAACAAUUCAGAGUGAAUUCAUUCCAGUCAGCCUUAAUCAGUGACGUUUUACUAUAACUCCCAUAUUCCAAAUUACAAAUUGGGCACAUCAUUUAAAGACUACUGUGCCACUUAUGGGAGGGAACAGGAAGCAAUUUGGGAGAUACAGUUUGGAUACUAACAUGAAAUGUCUGAAGCUUUCAGGCAUUUAUGUUACAGAGUAUUUAAUAUUAAUAUUGUCUCAGAAGG